AUGGUUUUCAUAUAUACGUACCGCAAAAUCAGAGCCUACCGCGCUCGCAAAGCCCUGGAAGCUGAAGCUCAAAAUCAAACAACAAUAACACCAGGCCCAACCUCAUUAACCGCAGCAACCAACUCAAAGUCUCCAGCCAAUACUCGCAAGAGGACAAAAGCGUGCCCGGAAUGCGCUCAAGAAAAGAGCAAGGCCCGCAAAUACAGAUGGAAACUCCUUUUCUGCCUGCUCCCGGCAUUCUUCGUUGCCUGUCUUGACUUGACCAUAGUUGCGACGGCGCUACCGCAAAUCGCAUCUCAUUUCAACAAAUUCAACCAGCUAAACUGGAUUGUCACCGCAUUUACCCUAACAUCUACGGCGUUUAUUCCUGUUUUUGGCCAACUAGCAGAUACAUUUGGGCGCCAUGCGACCCUGCAAUGCGCCGUGGUUAUCUUAACCAUUGGCAGCGUUCUUUGUGCUGCUGCUCCGGACUGGGCCGUCCUUCUCCUCGGCCGUGCACUGCAAGGCAUGGGUACUGCGGGAGUUGGGAAUGUCAGUAUGAUUGUUCUAGCGGAUUCGGUGUCCCUAAGAGAACAAGCUGUCAACACAAGUAUCUUCCAAUUGUUGAAUGGAGUUGGCUACAGUAAGUUGAGCCCCAUUGCCACGUCUGCAGCUCCAAUUUGUACGGCCACGAGAUGUACCGAGUACCUCUUUGUAACCUCGCUCCCUUCAGGUGUUGGACCCGUCAUAGGUGGGUAUCUCACGAACGCAAGCUGGCGGUACUGCUUUGUUCUCUGUGCCGGACUCUCUGUGAUAAGCAUCUUCACCAUGUUUCUCCUUAGAAGCGACCUCAAGGCCGGUAAGGUCUCAGUCUCACACCCUCCACCGAACACCAGCCGCCUGCAAGCGCUAGCGGGCGGUCUUUCAACACUCGACUUCGGCGGCAUCGUCCUCUUCAUCUUCGGAGUUGGUCUUAUCAUCUUGGGAACAGCCUGGGGUGGUUCAACAUACCCCUGGUCAUCCUCGGCCGUUCUCGCCCCAAUAAUCCUCGGCGCCAUUUUCAUCCUCCUCUUCCUGCUUUACGAGGCGCUCCUUUCUUCUCCGACCAGCUUUCUCUCGCGCCACUUGCCACAAAACACGGUGCCCAUGCUCCCAUCCUCAAUCCUCUCCUCCAAAGACGUCACUUUAAUCUGCUUCAUCGCAGCCGGCACCGGCGCAGCUCUCUAUAGCGUCUUCUACUUCAUCGGCAUCUAUUUCACCUUGGUCGAAGGAUUCGAGGCUUCCCACGCUGGCACCCAACUCUUGUACUACGUUCCGGGGAUCGGAGUCGGCGUGUACGUGGCAAUGUUCAUCUGCAACGUAUACCCGCGGCAGACUUUCCCGCCGCUCCUGCUGGGCACCAUUAUCGAAAAUGCCGGGAUCGCAGCGCUGGCCUAUGCGGUGAAGGUGAAAGAUGAGACGUUGGUCAAUGUCAUGAUGGCGAUCGCCGGCGCGGGCACAGGCAUGCGCUUCAUGCCCUCAAACCUGCACCUGGCGGGCAUGUUCCGCGACAGGUUGGCUCCGGUAUACUCGAUGUUGAGGUUCGCACUGCCGUUUGGCGGGACCCUCGCGCUCACGAUAAUGGGCUCCGUGUUCCAGAAUCAGAUGAGCGAGUACUUUGGCUCCAGCGCGGUCAAUCCUGGCAUCAACAACAACACCACCACCACCAACGGAACGUCCUCGGUGGGAUUCAGCCUGCACAACCAAGCUUCCCUCGACCUGAUCAACGACCUACCACCCUCCGAACAGAAAGCGAUCCGCUCCCAAGGCGCCACCGCGACCAUGUGGGCGUUCAUCUCCAUCCUGCCGAUCUUGAGUUUGAGUCUGCUGGCCAGUCUGUUCCUGGGUAACGUGUGGAUUUCGAAGAAGCAGAACAAUAAGACAACGACGACCGAGAAGACAACAAGCGAGAAGACAAUAGCAGCGCCGUCGAAUCAGAGUAGUAGGAGUCCCAUUGGGGAUGCGGAAAAGGCAGAAGGUGUCUUUGAACGUGCCGAAAACGAAGCCGAAGACGGCCUAUGUCGCAGGCACGCUGCCGUAGCGAAUGGAUCUUCUGCCGAUGUGAGGGCCGAGGAGCAGAGAAACGAAGUCGAGUUCGUCAGCGAGGUGUUCUUGCUCGCGCUGGCAAGGGGCGACAUGCGCAGAUUGAAGAGGAAAGGCGCCGAGGAGGAGGAGGACGCAAGCCCAUCGUCGACGACCACUCGUAUUACUUCGCAAUCAACCCCAAGGAGGAGAAGCGACGACACAGCUGCAAAAGAAAGCGGACCUCGAAGGGAGGCAAAAUAA
Molecule: messenger RNA, 2304 nt
Organism: Cladophialophora psammophila CBS 110553
Lineage: Eukaryota; Fungi; Ascomycota; Eurotiomycetes; Chaetothyriales; Herpotrichiellaceae
Exons: 2
Coding region: 1-2304 (767 amino acids)
Biological process (GO): basic amino acid transport; transmembrane transport
Cellular component (GO): fungal-type vacuole membrane
Molecular function (GO): basic amino acid transmembrane transporter activity
Source: RefSeq, a predicted model, not a curated record